Messenger RNA from Penicillium soppii, 714 nucleotides. RefSeq names its product 60S ribosomal eL14 domain-containing protein. Gene Ontology annotation, biological process: translation; ribosomal large subunit biogenesis. Gene Ontology annotation, cellular component: cytosolic large ribosomal subunit; ribosome. The record is from RefSeq and is a predicted model, not a curated record. The annotation marks the transcript as partial. The transcript is spliced from 3 exons. NCBI's taxonomy places the organism in Eukaryota, Fungi, Ascomycota, Eurotiomycetes, Eurotiales, Aspergillaceae. Gene Ontology annotation, molecular function: structural constituent of ribosome; RNA binding.
UGUCGGCGAAAAAAAAACGCAAUAAAAGCAACGGGAUCGGAAAAUAGUUGUUGCGAAAUCUUACAUCAGCAGAGCCCUAGAACUGCGAGUGGCCAGUUAAGCGAGAAAUCGGUGCGAGUUGUGGGCACAUCCGAAUUUCGAGACCAACUCUUGACAAUUGAACUCUUUCGACAACUCAUUCGACUCCAUACCCAAGUCGACCGUGAGUAUCAUUCUCAUCAUUCCUAUCGAAAUCGCGACGCUGAAUUUUUCAUCCAGAAUUUCGCCAUGGCCGAUAUCGAUGUCAAGGUCGCUUCCUGGAAGCUGGUUGAGGUUGGCCGCCUGGUGCUGAUCCGCGCCGGUCCUUACGAGGGCAAGCUUGCCGCUAUUGUCGAGAUCGUGGACCACCGCCGUGUCCUCGUUGACGGUCCCUCCACCGUUGAGAACAACGCCGUGCCCCGUCACGUUCUCGCUCUCUCCCACGCCACCCUCACCCACUUCACCAUCCCCAAGCUUCCCCGUGCUGCCGGUACCGGUCCCGUUAAGAAGCUCUGGGCUAAGAACGAGAUUGACGGCAAGUGGGCCAAGAGCGCUUACGCUCAGAAGACCGACCGUGCUGAGCGCCGCAAGAACCUCUCCGACUUCGAGCGCUUCAAGGUUCUGCGCCUCCGCAAGCAGGCUCGCUACGAGGUCCAGAAGUCUUUCGCCAAGGUUCGCGCUGCCACCAAGGCAUAG